CCUUGUCCUUUUUUGAAACUUCUCCCAGCUGGCAGCCAAAAAUAGCUUCCAUUCCACACCAUAUUUGUGCAAGGGAUCUGGAGCCUUUGGAAGCUGAUUAAGCCCAGCGCCCCGCGUGCCGCUGCCUGCUGCCUUUGUGCCACAGGCACCCCAAGGCAAUGCGUUUGACGGAGCUGAACUGGGAAUGCCUCCUGCACCUCUUCUCCUUCCUGGACAAAAACAGCAGGAAGAGGCUGGGCCAGACGUGUAGCCAGCUGUGGCGGGUCUUCCAGGACCCCUCGCUGUGGCCUCUGCUCCACUUCCACUCGCCGGCGGAACUGACCAAGGAUAACUUUGUCCUGGGGCCGGCCUUGCGCCACCUCUCCAUCUGCUGGCAUUCCAGCCAAGUCAAGGUCUGCAACGUGGAGGAGUGGAUGAAGAACGAGCUCCAGAGGAGCAUCUGCAGCCUCCACAAACCUCUGGUGAACGACUUUCUACUCCAGGUUUCCAACAGGUCCCCCGGCUUGCUGUCUCUGAAGCUCUCCGGAUGCGGCCAUGUCACAGACGAUUCCCUGGUGCUGCUUCUCAAAAGCUGCCCCGGCCUCCGGACUCUCCAGCUGGAGAACUGCGUCCUGAUCACUGACCGGACCCUGGAAGCGGUUGCUCUCCAUGCCGACUCCCUAAAAACUCUGCAUGUGGACUUUUGCAGAAACAUCACAGCUGCUGGGGUGCAGCGAGUCCGGAAGAUGCGCCCGUCCCUGACUCUCCAUGCGGAAAGAAGCGCGGACAUGAUUCCGGACAAGCGGCCAGGCGGCUGGGCCUUGGAGAGAGGCCUAAAGAGAAUGCUGUGGCAUUAG
Messenger RNA from Thamnophis sirtalis, 836 nucleotides. It is a transcript of the gene FBXL22, whose product is annotated as F-box and leucine rich repeat protein 22. Lineage: Eukaryota; Metazoa; Chordata; Lepidosauria; Squamata; Natricidae. Gene Ontology annotation, molecular function: protein binding. The record is from RefSeq and is a predicted model, not a curated record. Gene Ontology annotation, cellular component: cytoplasm.